AUGGAGCAGGAGAGCAACAAGAAGACACUAUUCUCAUGGGCCAUGAAAGGGAGAUGGGGCGAGGUCAUUGAUAUGUACAGGCAAGAUGCGAGGCUUCACAAUGCCAGAAUCACUCGCUCUGGACACACUGCUCUGCACAUUGCUGUCUCUGAUGGGAAGGAGGAUGUGGUUAAGCAGAUGCUUCACGUCAUGUCCCAGAAACAACCUCGUAAAGAGGGUCUUAUAAAGGCUCUGCGAACUCCUAAUAAUAGAAACAACACUGCCUUGCAUUUGGCGGCUUCCAUGGGCAAUUCCCGAAUGUGUUACAUCAUUGCUAGCGAGGACCCUGCCUUAGUGGAUGAUCGCAACGUUGACGGCGAGACGCCCCUCUUCUUGGCCGCUCUCCAUGGCAGGAAACAAGCUUUUCUUUGCCUUCAUCACAUCCGAAACGGUCCCACCACUACGCCCCUCCGUGCUAACAUCAAUACUGUGCCCUUCUAUGCUAACUGUAGAAGGAACAACGGUGACACUAUCCUUCACGCUGCAAUCCAUGGUAACUACUUUGAUCUUGCAUUUCAGAUAAUUCAUCUGUAUGAAGACCUUGCGAAUUGGGUGAACGAGGAAGGGUGCUCUCCUCUGCAUUUGCUAGCAUCAAAGCCGUGUGCUUUCAAAAGCGGAAGCCACCUUGGACGGAUGGAAACCAUCAUUUAUCACUGUAUUUAUGUUGAGAAGCUUAAGUUAGAAAAUCAAGAACAUCAUAAAUUUCCAGUAUUGAGCAAUAUUGGUAAACCUGUUGAAAGAGACGCGGAAGAUCCAGGAGCGGGAGGACCACGAGAAGACGGAGGUCAGACAAAUCCGUUAUUUCCCGCUAAUUACCAAACUUGUUGCGAUCUGAUCAAGUUCUUUUUUCUGGUGAUUGUGACAAUUUUUGUGAAAGGAUCUAAGGAAUGGAAGAGGAUAUAUGAGAAAAAGCAGACCCAUAAAUGGUCUGUUCAGAUAGUGAAACAACUUCUUCACUCCACUUCCCAGCAUGAGUACGAGGCUGACGGGGGAGACCCUAAGGGAGAAGGCUAUAAUAAUACGACGUCGCCACAGCAGGAUGCCCCCUCCGACGCAUCAGCAGUCAAACCUAGCAGCACCAACGACAAAGAAGAUAAACAACGUCCUAAAGGGACUACAGCAGAGACUCCAAUAUUAGUGGCAGCAAAGAAUGGUGUGGUGGAAAUGAUAGAGGAAAUUGUGGAGGUCUUUCCGGUAGCUAUUUACGAUCUAAAUGAAGAUAAGAAGAACAUAGUGUUACUGGCAGCAGAACACAGCCAACCUAAAGUGUAUCAGUUCUUGCGGGAGAAGAAUAUAUACAGAGAGAGCCUAUUCCAUCAGGUGGAUAAGGAUGGAAACAGCGCAUUGCACUUGGCAGCCACACUUCGCGACGACGAGCAUUGGCUCAUUCCUGGCGAUGCUCUUCAAAUGCAAUGGGAACAAAAGUGGUACAAGUUUGUGAAGGAGAAUACUCCAUCUGAUUUCAUUGGCCGAUACAACAGGAAGAACGAAACCCCAGACGUUGUCUUUACCAAAACUCACAGGAACCUCCAAAAAAGGGCCGCUAAGUGGAUGAACAAAACCUCAGAAUCAUGCUCGGUAGUGGCCGCACUAGUUGCCACGGUGGCCUUUACCACAAACGCCACUGUGCCCGGCGGAGUUGUCCAAGAAACAGGCCAACCAACACUUGAAGGUGAGUCACAAUUCCAACUGUUCGCCAUCUCAUCACUCGUAGCCCUGGGCUGCUCCGUCACGGCCCUCGUGAUGUUCCUAUCUAUACUCACUUCUCGAUUUCAAGAGAGAGACUUUGAAAAAGACUUGCCCGGGAAGUUACUGGUAGGUUUGACUUCUUUGUUCGUGUCGAUUGCUUUCAUGUUGGUGUCAUUCUGUGCUGGACACUUCUUCGUGCUCAAGGAUACACUUCGUUAUCUUGCUCUUCCAAUAUAUGUGGUGACCUGCCUCCCUGUAACCCUUUUUGUUUUGGCUCAAUUUCCUCUCUACUUUGAUCUUCUGCGGGCUACCUUUAAGCAUGUUCCCAAAAGUAGUGGCAGGCCCAUGCUGCUUGACGUCAAUGGCGAUCCUCAGCAAACUCUGGCCAACAAAGUAGACCAUAUCAUCACUCUCUUAAGCCAUGGAGCAGGAAAGCAACAAGAAGGGAAUGAAAAGGGAACGGGGCAAGGUCAUCCAGACGUACAGGCAAGCUGA
Neltuma alba is the source of this 2223-nucleotide messenger RNA. RefSeq lists its product as uncharacterized. Bases 1 to 2223 code for a protein of 740 amino acids. Gene Ontology annotation, molecular function: protein binding. NCBI's taxonomy places the organism in Eukaryota, Viridiplantae, Streptophyta, Magnoliopsida, Fabales, Fabaceae. The record is from RefSeq and is a predicted model, not a curated record. Gene Ontology annotation, cellular component: membrane. The transcript has 7 exons.